CUGAGUAAACUUACACUCUCGUAUAAUAACUUGCAAAUCAUACGAAAGACGUAAAUCACACUAGGCUAACUAUGUGUGACAAUCUCGAAGCUAGCGACUGUUGGCAAGGAAUUCGAACUUGGAUCAAUUAACAAAAGCUCACUUCCUCCAACCGGGAGGCCAUCCCUUGCGGGACCAAUUCCAUUAUUAUUAGUUGUAUAUAACAAGGACGAAGGACACAACAAAACGGCAGGCGAACCUAAACUAAUUAAUUAGUGCCAAAUUAGCUCCCGCACACACACACAUAUACAAUCUUGUCAUCUUCUUGUGCAGCUUCAGAAAAACACACACAAACACACACACACAGAGUUAUAAGGAUCGAUGGUGAUGAGAAAGGAUUUGGCGACGGGCAUGAACGCGAGAACGAUAGGUUCGGGGAAAGGAACGAUAGUUCUGGCACAUGGCUACGGCGGAGAUCAGUCGAUUUGGGACAAGAUAGUGCCUGAGUUGGCUGGAAGCCACCGCGUGCUUGUGUUCGACUGGUGUUUCUCCGGUGCCGUGAAAGAUCCAACGUUGUACGAACCGGCAAAGUACGGUUCAUACGAUGGUUUUGCAGAUGACUUAAUCAGUCUUAUUGAUGAGUUACUAAUUAAUAAGGUGGACGAAUCUUCAUCAUCUUCAUCGUCAUCAGUAUAUUUUGUGGGGCACUCAAUGUCAGCUAUGAUUGGAUGCAUUGCUUCCCUCAAAAGGCCUAAUCUCUUCCAAGGCCUCAUCCUUGUUGGAGCUUCUCCCAGAUUCAUAAACUCUGAAGACUACGAAGGGGGGUUUGAGAUGUCAAACAUAGAACAACUAUUUUCAAGCAUCGAAUCCAACUUUGAAGAGUGGGCUACAAACUUUGCUUCUCUUGUGGUUGAUUCAAGUGACCCUCUUUCGAUUGACAAGUUUGAAAAGUGUUUGAAAAAAAUGAGACAAGAAGUUGCACUUUCAUUGGCUAAAACUGUUUUCCUGAGUGAUUGUAGGGAUAUUCUUGAUAAAGUUGUGGUACCUUGUCACAUCAUUCAAACUAGAAACGACGCCGUUGUACCAAGCUCCGUCCCGAAGUACAUUCAGACCAAGAUUAUGAAUGGAAAAUGCCACGUGGACAUUAUCGACACAGAUGGUCAUUUUCCUCAACUCACUGCUCACACCCAAUUUCUUGAGGUGCUUUUUAGAAUUUUAGUUUCUUAAUUAAUUCAUUUAUGUUUGUUGCCUUUUCAGUUUGAUUGGCAUACCAUACCAACUUAUUUUGUGUUAUAUAAGCGUUGGUUUGAUGAUUUGUGCAAGCUUUUCUGGUUUUCUUUGGUUUGGAUGUUUGAUUGUAAGAUUAUAUUGUGGUUUGACGAUAUUGUUGAUUUUAUAUAUAAUAAAUGUAUGGGUGGAAUAUUGC
Molecule: messenger RNA, 1405 nt
Organism: Erythranthe guttata (spotted monkey flower)
Lineage: Eukaryota; Viridiplantae; Streptophyta; Magnoliopsida; Lamiales; Phrymaceae
Product: alpha/beta-Hydrolases superfamily protein
Source: RefSeq, a predicted model, not a curated record